Messenger RNA from Vigna radiata var. radiata (mung bean), 1484 nucleotides. RefSeq names its product patatin-like protein 3. Gene Ontology annotation, biological process: lipid metabolic process. The coding region runs from base 23 to 1210 and encodes 395 amino acids. Gene Ontology annotation, molecular function: glycerophospholipase activity; monoacylglycerol lipase activity. NCBI's taxonomy places the organism in Eukaryota, Viridiplantae, Streptophyta, Magnoliopsida, Fabales, Fabaceae. The record is from RefSeq and is a predicted model, not a curated record. The transcript has 7 exons.
UCUCUCUUGGAACACUUUGAUAAUGUCUCCUUUUGUCUUGUUUGCUUUGAUGCUUUUCAGCCAAUUCAUGGCUGGAUUGAACACACCAUUACCACCUCCAAGCUAUGGUGAUCAUGUGUCCAUUCUCAGCAUAGAUGGUGGUGGCAUCAAAGGAAUUAUUCCAGCCACUGUUCUUGAUUACUUGGACAAGGCUCUUAAGGCUAAGAAUCCAACAACAUCGUUGGCGGAUUAUUUUGAUGUGAUAUCAGGAACAAGCACUGGUGGACUCAUGACUCUUAUGUUAACAGCUCCAAGCUCACCUGGUUCCAAUCAACCUCUCUUUACUCCAUCAGAAGUCGUACAGUUCUACAAGACGUAUGGUCCUGAUAUAUUUAAACCCAGACCUUUAUGGGAUCCUAUCAAAUGUCCAAAGUAUGAUGGAGUGUUCUUACGAGACAAAGCUAGAGAGUUAUUGAACGAUACACGACUGAAUCAGACGUUGACGAACGUGGUAAUAACAUCUUUCGAUGAGCAGAAAAUCUACCCAGUUAUAUUCUCAAGCUUCAAGCUGAAGACAGAAACAUACUUGAAUGCGCAGCUCUCAGACAUAGGUCUUGCAACUUCGGCUGCACCAACCUUUCUACCAGCCCACGAAUUUGAGAAUGGUGGUGUUAAAUUUGAUUUGAUUGAUGGUGCUAUGGCUGCUAACAAUCCAGCCCUGGUCGCUACGAGUGAAGUGAUACAACACAGUGGGCAAAAGGAAAUUUUGUUGCUGUCAUUAGGAACUGGAAUUACACCCAAAGCUCAGGACAAUUUAGGUAACAUCUUUGAUGGUGUGUGCCAACUUGGAUGGCUAGCUCAAAACAUUGAAGUUAUCAGUGAAGUUGCAUACAGCACAGACAUGACUCAUUACUACCUUGCCACAAUCUUCCCUGGCCUCUUACCUGCAGAUAACUAUCUUCGAAUUGAGGAGUAUAACCUGGAUCCAUCUAUGAAAGACAUGGAUAAUACUGACAAAAAGAACCUGGAUAACCUUGAAAAGGCUGGAACGGGUCUGUUGACCCAAAAAGUCAAGAGGAUAAAUGUGAAUACAUUUCUCCCAUAUGAACUCGACCAAACAAAUGCUGAAGCUCUUGACAGGUUGGCUGAGAAAUUAUAUGCAGAGAGGCAGCUGCGUCUGAAAAGGAAAUCUAUGGAGAAAGGAGGAAGACCUUUCAUUGAAACUAUUUAAGCUCCUUCUGAUGGGAACUUGAGCAUUAUGAAUAAAUGUUAUGUGUAUAACAUUAUAUUAUGUUGUGUUUAUCCAUGUUUAUUGUAAUAUAUGUAUGUGUGUUAUGUUGGAAUAAGGUUGAUGGUUUGGGGUUGUAUGUAACUCCCAAUUGCUAGAACCAUAUAUCAUAUAAUAAGGUUAAAAUGCUUUGGAGUUCUAUGUAACUUCCAUUUGCAGGAACCAUGGAUCAUGUAAUAAGGUUGAAUGCUUUUGAGUUGUAUGUAAUUUAAUUGCU